AUGGAAGACCUCAUCCAACGAUUCGCCCAGGUCCGGGACGUAUGGCUCUGCAAGGCCACAUACUCACCUAUGGGUUAUAUACUUAGCUUGCUCUUAUUCGGGAAGAAGAUUGCAAGGGAGACAGGGAGCAGGCUUAUGGUAUCCUGGAGUAAGCAAGGUGAGAUGAUGUACUUUAUGGGCAGGCCUAUCCUGAUGGAUAAACUCCGGACCAUGGUAGCCAUGAUGACGGUCGAUGCCGAGGAUCUCCUCUGGGGUCAGCUGAUGUUUAAGGAGGGUGAUGAUAAGCGCUUUGUGAUCCCCCUGGCCGGUAUCGAGGACGAUCUCACGCAGACAAGGCGGGGGCAAUCCUUCAUCCAUCGUAACGGUCUCGCCGGUAAGGAGGUCGAGAUGCUGAAGGACCUUAUUGCGAGCUCCCGGAAGACCGACCUCCUUGAUCAGACGGGUGAGUGGAAGUGGGCGGGUAUCAGGAAGUACCUCAAGCUGGUUAAGAAGUUCGAGGAGUUCAUGCUACUCCUCGCCCACAUCACGGGAGGUCAGCCUAGCCGAGGGGAGGAGAUCACAGGGCUACGCCUCAUCAACGGCAUCAAUAGGGACCGCAACAUCUUCAUCAUCGACGGCGAGGUCGUCCUCGUUACACAGUACCACAAGUCCCUCGCCCACUUCGACUCGCCCAAGGUCAUCCCUCGCUUCUUGCCCGGGCGGAUCGGGCAGCUGUUUGUGAUGUAUAUGAUCUAUAUCCGGCCGCUGACAGAUCGCUGGGAGGCCGAUAAGUGGGAGCUAUAUGGGGAGAAGAUGGCGCCGCCGAGCGACUUUAUCUGGCAUAACGAGGCGGCAGGAGGAGUACCCUGGGAGAGCAGCCAGAUGUCCGCGGCCAUGGGGAGGUGGACGUCUUACUAUAUUGGCCGCCGGAUUAUGCUCCAUGAUUGGCGCCAUAUUGCCAUUGCCAUCAGCAAGAAGCAUGCCCGUGACCGAGGGGCCGGCCGGGCUGACUUCGAGGACGGCGAAGAUGAUGAUCAUGAUGAGUCGGAGCAGUAUGCAACGGCCGCCAACUAUGGCGUAACGAUUGAUAUACUUAAACGCUUAACGGCUGAGUCCCUAGAGAUCUUUGGGCAGGUAAGCUAUCGCUGGCAUAAAUUCCUCGGCUGUGAUACCAGCUCAUCAUCACCGCUAUCAUUGCCAUCGGGUAAGAAGGUCGAGCCUACCCCCACACAAGAUAGAGAGGCGAAGGAUGGUCAUUCCCCUAGAAAGCGGGCCAAGGUUACAUCUCUCGAGGCAUUACGGGCGGGCACGGUAGGGGUAAACGAGAAAGAGAAGCGAAAGAAGGAGGAGGAGGAGGAGGAAGAAGAAGAAGAAGAAGAGGAGGAGGAAGAUAUGAUUAUAUGGGCGCUACGGGCAGUACUAUGUAACGAUACUGCCCGAUUUCGGUCACCUCAGCAAGAAGAGGCCGUGAGGCUAGCCACGGCUAAACAGAGCCCGCUCGUGGCAGUACUGCCAACAGGUGGCGGCAAGAGCUUGGUCUUUAUGGUCCCGGCCAUGCUAGCAAGUGCGGGUGUCACCAUCGUGGCAGCUCCCUAUGCCGAGCUUAAGAGGCAGCUCGUCCAGCGCUGUGUCGACGCCGGCCUGGAUUGUAAGCCCUGGCCUGAGGCACGGUCAUCUUGGCCCAGGGUCACGCUUGUGUCGGCCGAGGCGGCCAUCACCGAUGACUUCCUGCAGUGGGCGGCCGACUUGAGCGUCAAUGGAAGGCUAGACCGCGUGGUCAUCGACGAGUGCCACCUAACCUUCACGGCUGCCGAAACCUACCGCUCGAAGCUCCGGGGCCUCGUCCUCUUACGGAGCCUGGGUUGUCCCUUUGUCUUCCUUACCGGGACCCUGCCGCCUCUCCGGCAGCGUGACUUUGAGGAGGCCAUGCAGCUACAGAACCCGUUCUACAUACGGGCCUCGAGUCACCGGCUGAACGUACGAUAUGCCGUCCUUCGCGUCCGUAACGGGCGGGGCGUGAUGGAAGUGAAGAGACGGGUAGAGGCACGAUUACCAGACCUAUCCACAGGGGAGAAGGGCAUCAUAUACUGCACCAGCCAGGCGAAAUGCAAGGCCCUCGCCCGGCAGCUCGACUGCCACUACUACCACGCCUUGCGCGACGACAGCGACUCGCAGUUCAUCGCCCAGCGUGAGGAGGGUUUCCAGGCCUGGGUCCGAGGUGAGGCGCCUUACAUAGUGGCAACGGCGGCUCUAGGAACGGGCAUCGACGUCGCCGGCAUCAUCCACGUCAUCCACCUCGAGGCCCCCUUCAGCAUCAUCGACUACGCCCAGGAGGCCGGGCGGGCCGGGCGAACCGGAGAGCCUGUAACAGCUGAGGUCAUUAUCGAGGAUAAGGACUGGCCGGACGAGGACGCCGCGGGCGAGGCCUGUCUAGAUAUAAGCGUGCGGGAGGUACGCAGGCUGAUCCGGACCCGAGGGUGCCGGCGUCGACUGCUCGGCCAAUGCCUAGACGGCGACCUUCGGGACUGUAAGGACCUCGGCGGCGGCGAUGGUAACGAGGCUAAGGUCACAAGAUGCGACAACUGCCACCAUGCCGAGCUGGCGUGGAAGAGCGAGUUAUCGGCACAAGGGAUUAUUGCCUCACAUGACCGAGGCAGGCAGGAUGCCCACGCCCUCGAAGCUCUCGAAUCUGCCUUGGAAGAGGUCGAGGGGCUCGGCAAGAUGGGCUGUCGUAUCUGCUGGAUGUUUAGUGGUGUCGAGGAGGCCAGGCAUACAUGGGGCGAGUGUCACUUGACGGCCGGGACAAAAGACCUAUCCUUUACCAGCUGUAUGGAAUUCCAGGGUCUGAUCAACUAUAAGAAGGACCGGCAGGCAAUAUUCCUAAGCUGCUUCUACUGCCAUGUAUCGCAGGAGCUCUGCCGAGACGGCUACAAGACAAAGGGGGCCUCGUGCUGGCGGUGGAAACAUAUAGUAAUCCCUGUGGCAUUGGCCGCGACUACUGAGGCAGACCUAUUACUGCGGAUACAAGAGGCGGCCGGACGAGAGUUUAAGAGCCGGCAAGACUAUGGGGACUGGCUAGGUCGAAAGCAUAAUAAGCUAGUCAUAGUCUGCCGCCUCUGCGGAACAUGCCUGGUUCCGAAACAAACAAGCUGGAGGAGCCACCUGCGGGCCGAGCCGCACCAGAUGAAAGGCGAGACGCUGCGAUCGACCGUUGAGCAGCUAUUGAGCUAUGAGCUGCGCCCUGUGGAAGAGCUGCGACAGUGGAGGCCUGACCGGAAAAGGCCAUGCCAGCCGGUAAAGGGUCUUGCCGUCUACGGAGGAUACAUCUGUGCCGUUGAUAAAUGUGACUACUGCACGCGGCGCAUCGAGACAAUGCACGACCACACGCGAGUCCAUGGCAAGAAGGCAUCGCAGCAUACCAUCAAUGCGCCUCUCUGGAGAGCAUGCAAGCUCCAGACGUAUUUUACGGCGAAGGGGCGGAUCGACUACUUCGUCGUAGCAGAGGAAGAGCGGCCAUCGCCAUCAUCAUUACCAGCGACCGGGAGAGAAGAGCCAGCGCCAUCGAAAGAGGAGGGAAAACUGUUUGACGAUCUGAAGGCGGAUGUCAUCCAGGCCUCACACGAUCUAGACAGCAGAGCCGAGAUCGUGCAAGGCAUCGAGGAGUCACGAGCUGAUCGGGUGCCCUGGCUUAUUCUAUCAUCAUAUGCGUUGCCGCGAAGUAUGGACAUAGGCGGGCGGGAUGAUAGAGACGACGAUAACGACGACAGCGAUUUUGGUGACGACGAUCAUGUCAACACAGAUCUUAGUCGCAUAUUAUCCGCAGCAGAUGGUACACUAAUGGAUGCGUAUAUGUCGUGCAGCGAAGCAUCACCCGAUGGGAAGAUGACACGGCAGCGGGCACUACGAUUGAGCAACUUCCGCGGCGGCGAAGAUAACAUGAGCAGUGCCAAAGCCAGCAAAUUCCGCGAAUUCAAGAAUGGGAAGUCACUCAAGUCCUAUUUCCGAAUAGCAAAGCAGCUCCUUGUAUAUUACUAUCGGGUAGUGUACCGCGAUGGUGGGCACUUUACCAGAGAACAUAAUAACCAGGUAUUACCAGGAGACAUCAUUGAAGUGACCAGCUGGCAGGAAAAGAUGAUGCAGGGCAUUAUCGACGCUCUACGGCGGCAGGACAAAACUUCGAGGGUUGAAUUAGGCGGUGACGGCGAUGAGGAGCGUGAUAUCGAUCUCAAACACGCCAUUCGUACCUUCUACAUCUCCCUUAUCUGCCAUACUGUCGGAAGCAGGCCGUUCCGAUCCGUCGUACUGAGCUUCUGCGCUAUGCUCAGCCGGAAGAAGAACCCGACGCGCCAGCGGGAUAAACAGCAGCAUAGACUAUGCACUUGGCACAAGCCUGGCAACUUUAAUAGUAACCUAUCGUCGCUCAUCUGGGUCGCUCAAGUCAUCAUAUUUGACUUUGUAUGCUUUAAGAAGCAGGACGAUGAGGAUGGAAUCCCCGAUAUGGUCGAUGAGAUAUGCGGGAAGUACUUUCAGCAGAUGGCGGAAACGCCGUUCGGCCACAUACUGCAAUGGCGGCUCUAUCUGUUCGCUGCUUCCAGCACCAAUCUCACCGAGCACCAAGCCCGCUGGUCUCUCGAUAAAGAGACCAUCGACUACAGGGGGGUCGAGUUACACAUGGAUCACGUACCGCAGCUGGUCGUAUCGGAGUUCCGCCAAGCACAUACGCUUCUACAUGAUGAACUGCUAUUCGGAAUGGACAACAUUGCUCCGAUCGAGGCGUGGAGGCUACACGACGACCUUGAUGAGGACGAAUUCGGUGCUUCGUGGAUGUCAGAUGAGAGAAACAGAGAGAUAUUAGUGGGAACUCACGAUGCCCUACUUAGACAUAUAGAAGGGAAGGCGGCUUUACGCAGGGUGUUUGUUCGGCCGGAUCGGAACCAUCAUGACGGUGGGGAGACUCGUCUCUGCCCCAAGGCUAUGGCAAUAUACGAAGCGCACGUCCAGGAGUUCCUACAGAGGAUGCUGACACUUAUACAAGUUCCGGCCGGUCCUCCAUUGCGAUCUCCAGAGUUACUCUCCAUCACAUAUGCCAACACAGGGACUCGUCGCCGAUCUGUGUUACUAUGGGAGAAGAUGGUUUUGAUACACGUACGGUACCACAAGAGCCAGGAACAGACCGGCACGCAGAGGGAUAACAUCAGAUUCCUACCACCAGCUAUCGGAAACCUUCUAUUAACAUAUCUGGCGUAUGUGCCACGCCUAUCCUAG
Fusarium poae is the source of this 5244-nucleotide messenger RNA. RefSeq lists its product as uncharacterized. Gene Ontology annotation, cellular component: chromosome; nucleus; cytoplasm. NCBI's taxonomy places the organism in Eukaryota, Fungi, Ascomycota, Sordariomycetes, Hypocreales, Nectriaceae. Gene Ontology annotation, molecular function: ATP binding; four-way junction helicase activity; nucleic acid binding. Bases 1 to 5244 code for a protein of 1747 amino acids. The transcript has 4 exons. The record is from RefSeq and is a predicted model, not a curated record. Gene Ontology annotation, biological process: double-strand break repair via homologous recombination.